AUGACCAAAAGGCCGGCCGACACCAAGACCUCGCCGAAAGCCAAGGCUAAAAAGGCCGAGAAAGCCGAUGAUGCAAAUUCGAGGUUUGAGCCUAUCUUUCACUUGGUUGGGAUGGCAAAUGUGACGGAGUCCACAAAGGCAAUGCUCUCGGGCAUGGUCCCCCACUGUUUUCGCACUUGCCCGGCCGACCGGCACGACUUCCAGCAGAAGAUGACUGCGGGCCUCGUAGAGUUGGUGAACAACGUGGAAGCUGACCAUGUCCGAGUGGUGGAAGAAGCCCGUGUGACCUUUGAGGAUGUCCAAAAGCAAUCUGCAGAAGCUGCAAAAGCAGUCGAAGUUGCUGCAGAGGAAGCAGCCAGCGCUCGAGCAGUUCGGACUCAGAAGGAAGAGAUGCUUCAAGAAGCAGAGAAGGAAACCAAGCUUGCUCAGGCAGCCGUCGCCGCAGCCAAAGCAAAGAUGGAGAGUAUGGAAGCAGAUCGCUCUGCCAUAGUUGCUGAGAAAGCUGAGUAUGAGAGCCUCCUUGAAGGAGACUGGGCAGUACUCAAGGCUGGAAGCAUGGAUGGGAAGAAGUGGCGUGAGCGGUCCAAGCUCAUCACAUUUGUGCUGAAGAUGUUGGAGCCUGUCGGUCUAGAUGCUGCGUUAAAUGGUGCUUUGCCAGUUGCGCUGAAAACGAAGCCAGCAGAUCGUGGCAAGUUUGCCGAGAAGGCUAUUGCCUACUCAGAGGAGCUUCUACACAGAGCCAUUGCCAGCUACAGUGAGAAGCUGGAAGGCUUCGAGACAGAGGCCUCCAGCCGUGCACAAGCACUGACAGACGCAGAAGCUGGUUUGGAAGCAGCAGCGCAGCUGCAAGAGCAGAGACAGGCAGACUUCUUGUCCGCUGACGCCAUUGUGCGGGAAAAGGAUGCUACCUUGGCAAGCGCCAAGAAAGCUGAGAAGACUUUAGCGCCAAGAAGUAGCAAGACCAAAGCGAGCUUGGCAGACGCCGAGGAUAGCCUUUUGCAGGUGCGGAACCUGAUGACCGAAUUUCAGAAUCUCGUCAAGGGUGAAGAAGGCUGA
Molecule: messenger RNA, 1056 nt
Organism: Effrenium voratum
Lineage: Eukaryota; Dinophyceae; Suessiales; Symbiodiniaceae
Source: the annotation of a GenBank genome assembly